Messenger RNA from Micropterus salmoides (largemouth bass), 1304 nucleotides. It is a transcript of the gene sncb, whose product is annotated as synuclein, beta. The coding region runs from base 179 to 532 and encodes 117 amino acids. Gene Ontology annotation, molecular function: cuprous ion binding. The transcript is spliced from 6 exons. Gene Ontology annotation, cellular component: neuronal cell body; axon terminus; cytoplasm. Gene Ontology annotation, biological process: chemical synaptic transmission; synaptic vesicle endocytosis; synapse organization. The record is from RefSeq and is a predicted model, not a curated record. NCBI's taxonomy places the organism in Eukaryota, Metazoa, Chordata, Actinopteri, Centrarchiformes, Centrarchidae.
GAUAGUCUCAGCCGCACCGUGAAGGGGGCCGUCCCUGUUGGUGGAGAUCAGCCCGAGGAAGGCCCACCUAGUGAUCAUUUGAAAUUAUCUCCCAUUUAGACGAUAGUGUGACGCGACUGUGCGGCUGAAUCAUAAGGGGAUACGUUGAAACCGAAUUGUAAAUAGCAGCUCGGCCAAGAUGGAUGUGUUUAUGAAGGGUUUGUCUAGAGCGAAAGAGGGGAUGGCUGUGGCCGCAGAGAAGACCAAGGAAGGAGUUGCUGUUGCGGCUGAAAAGACUAAAGAAGGGGUUAUGUUUGUAGGUAACAAGGCCAAAGACAGCGUGGGCACAGUGGCUGAGAGGACCACUGGAGCAGUUGGGAACAUUGUUGCUGCCACCGGCCUGGGGAAAAAGGACGAGUUCCCUACUGACAUGAAUCCUGAGGAGUAUGGGCAGGAGGCCAUGGAGGGCCAGGGAGAGGCAAUGCUGGAGCCAGAAGGGGAGACAUAUGAUGAGACCCAGCAGGAGAGCCAGGACUACGAGCCAGAAGCAUAAAAGCAUCAGUCCAAGCCACCAUCCAACCAGCAGCACAAUAAUAUUUCUAAAGAUAAAAAGGACAAACGCUGAAACUAUUACAAUUAUACUCCCGUUGCAAAAAAACAACAAAAAAGAAGCAUUCCCACUGAAAAAUGUUCUUCCUUCAAGACAAAUCUUUUAUUAUAUAUUGUAAAUGUCAUGUUAUUAAUGUAAUGUGUCGGGUGUAGGUAUUUAUUAAGAUGUAAGAUUUGUCCUCUCUGUCUCAUUUCCUUGAUUCCCUCCCAAUGAAAUGAGACCAGAGCCAGGGCUUGUGACUUUGUGCUUGUGUGUAUCUGUAUUUAGAAACGUGCAAUAGAUGUUCAUCAUCUUCCAAUGAGACUUGGGAGUGGAAAAAAAUAAAUAUGUCCGGUUGCAAGCAGAUAUGAAAACAGUAAUAUCCUCUUAAGUGUCGACAAUGCCUGUUUGUGGGUUCUUUCUUUUUGCAUUUCUUUGGAGAUUUAUUUAAACAUUUUUGAAGUAAGAGUUUUUUACAUUGUAUCUUUAUAGUUGCUUGUGAAAUCAUUCCAGUAAACUAUCUGUUAGAAAUGGACAGAGUAUACAUGUUUGUGUGUGUGUGCGUGUGUGUGAUUAUCUGUACUGAAGAUUUUAACAAGUUAAAGUCAAUAUAUUAUGUCUUGAAAUCAUAAUGGUUGUCACAUCAAUAUGUGCUUUAAAUUGCAGGACUUGUCAAUAUAAAGGUUUAUGUGUUAAGCCAGACAUACAUUCCUCUGUAAAUAAAAAGUAAAAAAAA